Molecule: messenger RNA, 1456 nt
Organism: Diuraphis noxia (Russian wheat aphid)
Lineage: Eukaryota; Metazoa; Arthropoda; Insecta; Hemiptera; Aphididae
Product: estradiol 17-beta-dehydrogenase 11-like
Cellular component (GO): lipid droplet
Molecular function (GO): oxidoreductase activity, acting on the CH-OH group of donors, NAD or NADP as acceptor
Source: RefSeq, a predicted model, not a curated record
UGCGUAUUGUAUUGCCGCGGCAGUGUGUUCACACAUGUGUGAACAGUAGUUUCAGUAUUCGAAGGGCAGGCUGGCAGGUGCAGUAGUGUGCAGCUGUACCUACCUUGAAAAUAAGCAGUCAUCUCUGACUGGAAAUCUAAACUGAAGUUUUUUAAGAAUAGUGCAUGGCUCCCCACUCAAAAAUAAAAUAAAGUGAGAAAAAGUACUAUUCGAAUGAAGAAAAAUUUAAUAUUUUAAUCGGUCUUAUAAUUACAAGUAAUCAUGACAGAAAAUAAAAAUGAGUCAAUUCAUCCACCUCUCAAGAGAUAUAGGUCAAAUUCAAUGGGAAAUUCAGUUGCUUAUGCUGGCUUAUUACUCAUAGAGUUAAUUCUUUUGGUUUUAAAAUUCAUUUAUACUACCGUUGAGUCCAUUAUACGAACAUUUUUACCUCCAUUGGAAAAAUCACUAAAAGACGAAAUUAUAUUAAUAACUGGUGCUGGUCAUGGAAUUGGCCGAGAAUUAGCACUAUUGUUCGCCAUUCAAAAUGCAAUAAUUGUAUGCUGGGAUUUAGACGAAAAAGGAAAUAAUGAAACUAAACAGAUUCUUAAGAUAAAAGGUUACAAACGUGUUUACACCUACAAAGUGGACGUGUCUAAUAGACAGGAAGUUUUGGAUGCUGCAGCCUUAGUUAAACAGGAAGUUGGUAGCGUAUCGGUAUUGGUAAAUAAUGCGGGAAUUAUGCCAUGCAGACCGCUGUUUUCUCAAAGCCACGAGAUAAUUGAAAAAAUAUUCAACGUCAACGUUUUAGCUCAUUUUUGGGCUCUGGAAGCUUUUUUGCCAAGUAUGGUUGAAAACAACCAUGGCCAUGUAAUUGCGUUAUCUUCAAUGUGCGGUGUCAUUGGACUCCCAAAUGUUGUUCCAUAUUGCGCAUCGAAAUUCGCCGUAAGAGGACUCAUGGAAGCCUUAUACGAAGAGUUAAGAGUUGGUGAUACGAAAAACAAUAAAUCUGAAAUCAAAUUCACUACAGUUUACCCGAUUAUGGUUAACACAGGACUAGUUAAGAAACCUAGAAAUCGAUUCCCAUUCUUGCUGGACAUGCAAUCACCUGAAAAAGUAGCCAAUAUUAUUGUAAAAUCAAUGAGGCGUAACUAUAAAGAAGUCAGUAUACCGUGGAUGCUGAUGCCUCUCGACCGGAUAUCCAGAUUGUUACCAGGAAAAUUCAUUCAGAAUGUUAAAGAUUUCAUCGACACCGGUUUGGACCCACACACAGAUGAUUAAAUGUUAUAGAUACCAAUCGUUUCCUUGUUGACGACAUUGAUUUUAUUAUACAGCUUUUGAUAAUAUUUGUUAAAAAGACUUGACAUUUAUUUUUGUAAUAUUCGUUUUAUGUAAUGAUGUCUGAAUUUCCAACAGCUAUUAAACUUGUAUCUUAAGGUAUUUAUAGUUUUGUAUAUUUAUACCAUUAUUAUUAUUAUAU